Molecule: messenger RNA, 3546 nt
Organism: Malurus melanocephalus (red-backed fairy wren)
Lineage: Eukaryota; Metazoa; Chordata; Aves; Passeriformes; Maluridae
Product: KIAA1549 like
Exons: 20
Source: RefSeq, a predicted model, not a curated record
GUAUCAGGCAACAGCAUAUCAACGAUGCUCCUUCCACAGGAUCUUUUCCUAACUGGAGAUCRAUUCUAUCACCAACACGGCCUUCCACAGAAACCAAGACUCCCUCAGCMGCUGACAUUUCUCUGGGACAGACUUUGGAGAACGCAGACUUGCUCCAGAUGAUAAAAACGACGCUGACUGGCGCACGCAGCAGGACUUUGGAUCARAUGCACCUCCUGUCACCCUCUCUGUACCAAGGCAGCGGGCACAGCGCGCCCCARGAACCCGCCGAGGUUUCGGCUGAGUCCCCACUGAGGCCGUCACCCCAAGAUGCAGAGGACACAGCUGCUCUGACAGCAUCAGCGAAAACAACUAUGCUUCCCCUUUAUCCCGUGGAAUUCACCCCUGCUCCUCCYGAAAGCACAGCAGCAGCCGCUUUCGCUAACAUGACAGCAGCUCCCUCCCUGGAGUGCCGCCUCUCUGCCAGCAUGAUGCUCAAAACAGUUCUGUUUCUGAGCACGAGGAGGAUGAUGAUCAGCAACGCCUUCAGGGAGAGUGUGAGAAAAGGACUCAACCAAGUGCUGAGACAAGCUUUCAACCAGAAUGUCAGYGCUCAGGUUGAAAUCCUGGAGCAAUCGAGUAACCUGACGGUGGGUUAUUAUGUCACGAGGGGGAGGAUGGUUUUCACGCCCGCUGCUGUCGUUGAGAAGCUGCUUGCCUAUGGCAUCACCAACGCCACGGUGGCCAUGAGGCAGCACGUGCCACAUCUGCAGGCUGUGGUKGCCCUGGCACUGCCCUGGCAGCCCCUUCCAGCCGACCACUUCCAGCUGAAAACGGAGCUGCAGUUUGUGGGUCAAACAGACAAUAUUCASUCAUGCAAAUUUGUCCAGACCAUGGAACAGCGGCUCCAGAGAGCAUUUCAGGAUGCUGAAAGAAAGGUCCUAAACACCAGCAACAACUUAACUGUUCAGAUUUUGAACACCUCCAAUGUCUCCCAAGCUGUCACUCUGUUUUAUGUAGUGAAAAAUCAAAGCACAACCCUAAAUGGCACYAUUUCCAGCAACCUUCUUAAUCAGCUGUCAGCUGAGCUGGUGGGUUUCUACCUCACCUACCCACCUCUCACCAUUGCUGAAUCUUUGGAGUAUCCAAACCUUGAUGUCUCAGAAUCAACUAGAGACUACUGGGUGAUAACAGUCAUCCAAGGGGUUGACAUGGCUUUGCUGGGGCUGAACAACCAGAGCUUUGCCCGGCUGAUGGAGCAGCGCUUGGCGCCGCUGUUCAUGAUGUCCCACCAGCAAGGGAGACGCUUCAAACGGGCCACCACCGUGGGCAGCUACACCGUGCAGAUGGUGAAAAUUCAACGUAUCCCAGGACCCAAGGAGCCAGCUGAACUGACAUAUUAYACUUUAUACAACGGGAAGCCUUUGYUAGGCACUGCAGCUGCCAAAAUUUUGAGUACGGUUGACUCCCAGCGGAUGGCCUUGACCCUGGGCUAUGUCAUCCAAGUGCAAGCUGAUCCUGUGGUGAAGAACCCCCCAAACAACCUGUGGAUCAUCGCAGCGGUGCUGGCUCCCAUYGCCGUGGUCACCGUCAUCAUCAUCAUCAUCACCGCCGUGCUGUGCAGGAAGAACAAGAACGACUUCAAACCCGACACCGUCAUGAACCUUCCCCAGAGGGCCAAGCCAGUGCAAGGUUUUGAUUAUGCCAAGCAGCACUUGGGUCAGCAGGGAGCAGAGGAUGAGGUUUUGCCUGUGACYCAGGAGACAGUCAUACUCCCAAUUCCAGUCAGAGAUGCUCCCCCCUCCCAGGAGAGAGAGAAUAUCCAGGAUGGGAGCACCAUCAAAACUGCCCAGUCCAAUGAAACAAGGAAAAGCCGGUCCCCGAGUCAGAACGGCUCCAUCCUCAGCAAUGGGUCGGGGAAGCCCAGCUCCGAGCACAGCUCCCUGCAGAAGGUGAUGGCACCGCAGAAAGCGCCCAAAGAYGAAGGCAGGAAAAGGAACGUGGCCGUGAGCGACGAGGAGGAAGGAGGGAUUCUGUUUGAUAACGUGGCCAAGUCUGCCCUGGACCCCUUUGACACAUCCUCGGGAUCAGUGCAGCUCAUUGCCAUCAAACCCGUGCCCCUGCCCGCUGUCCAYGCUGCCUCAGAGAGGAGCCAGGAAUCUGCCAUCAUCAAUGGAGAGGUGAACAAGGCUUUGAAGCAGAAGUCUGACAUAGAGCACUACCGCAACAAGCUGCGCCUGAAAGCCAAGAGGAAGGGCUACUAUGAUUUCCCACAGGUGGAYAACAGCAAGGGGCUGACGGACAGGAAAAGGAUGUACGAGAAAAACCAGAAGGAGCUGGACCACAUCUUGGAUCCAGAUGCAGAUAUUUCAUCUCCGUUUGCUGAGCCUAAGAACAGGCAGCCGUUGAAGAACUCUGUGUACAGAAGCAGRCAGUCUCUGAACAGUCCCAGCCCAGGAGAAACAGAGAUGGAUCUUCUGGUGACCCGAGAGAGGCCCAGGAGAGGCAUCCGGAACAGUGGAUAUGAUACCGAGCCUGAAAUCAUCGAAGAAACCAACGUGGACCGUGUGAACGAGCCGCGGAAUUACGGCCGAUCCCGGCAGGCCAAGGGCCACUCGGAGACGUCGACGCUGAGCUCGCAGCCCUCCAUCGACGAGGUCCGCCAGCAGAUGCACAUGCUCCUGGAGGAAGCCUUCAGCCUGGCUUCUGCUGGCCACGGGGGCCAGGCCAGGCAGGACGCCUACGGUUCAGCCCCACACCUGCCCUACUCGGAGGUGGUGACCAGUGCCCCCGGCACCAUGAGCCGGCCGCGGGCGGGCGUGCAGUGGGUGCCAACCUACCGGCCAGAGAUGUACCAGUACAGCCUGCCCAGGCCUGCUUAUAGAUUYUCUCAGCUUCCUGAGAUGGUGAUGGGUUCUCCUCCUCCUCCUGUCCCUCCCAGAACGGGUCCUGUGGCUGUUGCCUCUCUCAGGAGGUCUACAUCAGAUAUUGGUAGCAAAGUGAGGAUACCUGAGUCCAGUGGAGCAGAUCAGRCCCAGCACCACGAUCAGACUCCUUUUGCCCCGGGUUCCAGAGCUCCCAUGUCUGUUGGUCCCCUCGAUCAAUCAGCUUUUCACUCAGGAAAUACCGUACCAGCAGUGUUUGCCAUUCCAGCCAACCGACCUGGCUUCACGGGUUAUUUCAUCCCCACUCCCCCCACGGGAUACAGGAACCAAGCCUGGGUGCCCUAUGCUGGAGAGAACGAGCUACCAGGCCAGUGGGCAGACUCUGUCCCUCUCCCUGGAUACAUCGAGGCUUACCCACGGCCCCGAUACCAACACAACUCUCCAUCCCGCCUGUCCAGGCAGUACAGCCAGCAGGGAUUGCAUCCCAGCCUGGAACAGGCACCCCUGGCAUCGGCCACCACGUCCCAGCAGAGCCUGACCGAGAACGAGCCCGCGGACACACCGCUCACCAACAUCUCCACCGCCGCCCUCGUCAAGGCCAUCAGGGAAGAGGUGGCCAAGCUGGCCAAGAAGCAAACAGAUAUGUUUGAGUUCCAGGUCUAAAAUCUUCCAUGCAUGGUGU